UUUUUCCCUGUGCGUUUGGUUGCCCGGAAGAUCUUCAUGGUGCGUGAUGACGUCACGACCGUGCGUGCCUCCGUCUGCUUCCGCCGUCCAGCUUCUCGCUCGCGUUUUUUUUUUUUUUUUCCCUGGGAGUAAACCGGGGCUGCGCUCUUCGCUGCUGCACCAACAAACCGACAAGAACAGCGGCGAUAUAAAACAGAAAGAAAACGAAGGAAGGAAAAGAAACAACGCGUGGAUUUAAAUAAAAGAGAAAGAAGAAAAAAAACACAACAACACGAAAACUUACGACCCCAACAUCAGGAAGAAUCCCUCCCCGCGCUUCCUCGAUGGAUCCCAAGCGUGUGAGCGUCUGAUCCGCGCUUGAUCUCAUGGUGAGGCUCCUCUCUCGCCCUGACGUCUUGGUUUAGCCAGGAUCCAAAAUGAGCAUAAGCAGCGAUGAGGUCAACUUCCUGGUCUACAGAUACCUACAGGAGUCGGGAUUUGCUCACUCAGCGUUCACAUUUGGCAUAGAGAGCCACAUCAGCCAGUCGAACAUCAACGGUGCGCUCGUUCCCCCUGCAGCGCUGAUCUCCAUCAUCCAGAAGGGCCUCCAGUAUGUUGAGGCUGAGGUCAGCAUCAACGAGGAUGGCACUUUAUUCGACGGCCGUCCGAUCGAGUCCCUGUCGCUGAUCGACGCCGUGAUGCCCGACGUGGUGCAGACGCGUCAGCAGGUGUACCGCGACAAGCUGGCGCAGCAGCAGCAGGCCGCGCCGGGGACGGCGGGAGGCGGCGGUGGCGCCACCAAGAACGGCGAGAGCACGGCGAACGGAGAGGAGAACGGAGCGCACGUCUUAUCUAACCACCACUCGGACAUGAUGGAGGUGGACCGGGCAGUGGAGAUUCCGUCCCAUAAGGCCAUGGUGCUGCGUGGACACGAGUCCGAGGUGUUCAUCUGCGCCUGGAAUCCGGUCAGCGACCUCCUCGCUUCAGGCUCCGGGGAUUCGACGGCGAGGAUCUGGAACCUGAGCGAGAGCUGCUCUGGAGGCUCCACCCAGCUGGUGCUGCGCCACUGCAUUCGAGAAGGAGGACAGGACGUCCCGAGCAACAAAGACGUCACCUCACUGGACUGGAAUAGCGAAGGUACGCUGCUAGCUACCGGCUCCUAUGACGGUUUUGCCAGAAUAUGGACUAAAGAUGGAAACCUCGCCAGCACUUUAGGCCAACACAAGGGACCCAUUUUCGCUCUCAAGUGGAACAAGAAAGGCAACUUUAUCCUGAGCGCCGGCGUGGACAAGACCACGAUUAUUUGGGACGCGCACACAGGGGAGGCCAAGCAGCAGUUUCCUUUCCAUUCAGCUCCGGCUCUUGACGUGGACUGGCAGAGCAAUAACACGUUCGCCUCAUGCAGCACAGACAUGUGCAUCCACGUGUGUAAACUGGGCCAGGACCGACCGGUCAAAACAUUCCAGGGUCACACGAACGAAGUGAACGCAAUUAAAUGGGAUCCAACUGGCAGCCUCUUGGCCUCCUGCUCCGACGACAUGACGCUAAAGCUGUGGAGUAUGAAGCAGGACACGUGCGUUCACGACCUGCAAGCCCACAGCAAAGAGAUCUACACCAUCAAAUGGAGUCCCACGGGCCCCGGAACCAACAACCCCAACGCCAAUCUGAUGCUGGCUAGCGCGUCGUUCGACUCCACGGUGCGGCUGUGGGACGCCGAGCGCGGCAUCUGCGUCCACACGCUGACGCGACACCAGGAGCCCGUCUACAGCGUCGCGUUCAGCCCCGACGGCCGGCACCUCGCCAGCGGCUCCUUCGACAAAUGCGUGCACAUCUGGAACACACAGAGCGGCGCCCUGGUAAACAGCUACAGAGGGACAGGCGGGAUUUUCGAGGUGUGCUGGAACUCCACCGGAGACAAAGUAGGAGCGAGCGCUUCGGACGGAUCGGUUUGUGUAUUAGACUUGCGGAAAUGACACCAGGGGGGGAAGCCUUGCACCAACAACAAACGUGCACCUCGCCAAAUUCACGGCUGAACCGAUCCACGCCGGGAAAUCGCCCACGCGCCUCAAAUCUUUUUCUUUCUUUCUUUCUUUUUUUGUUUUUUUUGUCGACGUGUUCAAUUCCCUUUUUCUGCCAUUCUGAAAACAAAAGACAGAUUAGCGUCGCCGAGCGAAAGCGUCCGAACUCAACACUGAACCUAAAGACAUCUUUGUAAUUAUGCGAAGUCAAAUAGGCUCCGCCCACGAGACUUGUUACGUUUUGAUCAUACGAGCUAUGCAAUGUUACGGCUGUUCGAACCAAUUUAACGUCCCAGAAAAAAAAAAAGUCAAAUCUGAAUUCGGACUGCGCAGAACAGUUUCGAGUCGAGAUCAUGACUCAAUUUUUGUAUUCAGUCUCUGAUCUUGUUUUUCUUUUUUUUUUUUUUUAAAUCUUUUUCUCCUGUGCAUUGAUGUCUAUCUGGCCCCCAAAAAAAGGUUCUCAUCCGGAGGUUCUUGUGUGCAGCAUCCUCUCACGUGUUUCUAUACCAUUAGACGCUCAUAGAUCGCCGCCCCCCCUUCAAGUCACCGAAGCGAAAGGAGUUUCUUUCCUGCACUUUAGAAACAACACACAGAAAUCCGUGGAGCACUUAAUCCUAAAAACCUUCGACGCAAAAUAAAUCGCUCGUGUAUUGACUUGAA
Molecule: messenger RNA, 2657 nt
Organism: Silurus meridionalis
Lineage: Eukaryota; Metazoa; Chordata; Actinopteri; Siluriformes; Siluridae
Product: F-box-like/WD repeat-containing protein TBL1XR1
Exons: 16
Coding region: 417-1952 (511 amino acids)
Biological process (GO): regulation of transcription by RNA polymerase II
Cellular component (GO): histone deacetylase complex
Molecular function (GO): transcription corepressor activity; protein binding
Source: RefSeq, a predicted model, not a curated record